Coccinella septempunctata (seven-spotted ladybird) is the source of this 2012-nucleotide messenger RNA. RefSeq lists its product as uncharacterized. The transcript is spliced from 5 exons. Bases 158 to 1174 code for a protein of 338 amino acids. The record is from RefSeq and is a predicted model, not a curated record. Lineage: Eukaryota; Metazoa; Arthropoda; Insecta; Coleoptera; Coccinellidae.
GACGUCGGAUCAAUAGCGACGCCCGUCCUUGCACCUGCAACGCAUGCGUUGCAUCCCUCAGGAUCAAUAGGAUCUUAUCCUAGUUCAUCCCCGUCACAACAGGGUGUCGACUGGAAUAUCUGCAGUUUUUGUGUUUUCCUUAAUUGCACAGUGAAGGAUGAGUUGCAUAGGAGAGUGUUUAGAUCUGGGACCUCCACCAGAUUUGAUACUUUUUUUACCUCCACCUCCCGCCCCAUCCAUUCUUCAGCAUUCAUUGCCAGAUCUCCUACUCAAUACAACCCCAUGCUCAGCAGGACAACUGUGCGAUGCUUGGGUGCCAUUAAACAAGUUUCCAGAUAGCGAUUUCGUUGAGCUAUCGCGAAAAGAGGUGGAGACUUGGUCUUCUAUAGAUGACACAUGGCUCUUGGUUUUGAUCGCAUCUUCAAUAGGUAUUCUGCUUAUUGGAGCUCUUUUGGCCAUUUUCCUCCUCAAAUUCAGAGAGAUGAGCUUGUUCGGUAGUAACGAUUGUUCUCUACACACCAGGGAACCUCGACCGAUGAAGAUAUUGGAACAACGCGAUUGCCCUUCCUCUAAUGGUAAGAUAAAUCCAAACAAUCCGAGCUGGCACAAUGGAAACGUUGGUCUUCACGAUAAUCGGAUAGUCUGGGCCGCCUUGACACCUGGUGGAGGAACUCAACAUUUCAUCUCAGAAAAUUAUCCGAAAGAAUUCGUUGACUACAGGGAGGCUGACGAUCACUACGAGACCAUCGAUAAUCUGACAAUGAAACCGGCGAUACCAGCACCGGUUUAUCAGUCCUACCAGAAAGGUUCGCCAUAUCAGACCCCUAACGAAAGAUCACAUUUUGAUAAUUCUGGCUUCGUAGAUUACGAAUACGAAGAACCGAUGCCGCUGAUCAAAAGCUACCAGUAUAGCUCCUACGACGACUACCAAUACACACUUCCUGGCGGUAAUACCGACAUGAGAUGCAUCAGCAUGGCCUACGGCACCAACAGCAUGCGAAGACACUUGCCUCCACCGAUCACUAGACCCAGGGUGUCUUCUCCUACUCGCAUCGAGCAUCCUAAUCUACCACCAUUGAACAUGUACCCACUAAAAAGCAGCACUUUGAAACGCAACAACAAUUUGAGUUAUAGGAACGUUGAUACGGGAACUCUGCCGAAGUACACUUGUUAGUUCUAUAGGUAGAAAAAUCAAAAGCUUUCCGAAUUUUUUACGGCCCUUUGCACCACCUCCGGCUCAUCCGUAUAGGUAAUCAAAAAGGUCCAAGCACUUGAACAUAAUUAUCUCACGUCUGGAUCUGAGAUUGAAGUAGUUUUUGAAAUUCGUCCUUUUGGUAUUAUGUACUAUACUAAAAAUAUUACCCAAAUAAAAUAUCACAAAGAAGAAAAAACGUGAAAAUCCACUACUUGGGUAAUUAAUUUGGAAUACAAGAUUUAUACGUGCCCCAUGAGCACCAUGUUAUUCGACCCAAGAAGAUAUAUCAUAAAAAUGAGAAUGUAUAUCUUCGACCAUUUCAUUCGACUCUCACCAAUGUUUAAAUAUUAUAUGGUCGUAUCAUGUGACAAGUAAAGUCGGGAGUUAAGAUCAUAAAAUACUAAAGAAUUAUUCACAUUUUUUAGGAUAAGCAUGAAAUUAUUGGACUUUUGAGAAAGGAAGAAUAUGCGUUUCGUUGUGACCAGAAAAAUAUUUGAUCAUUAUGAAGAUUUUUAUGGGUGGUGGGUUUUUGAAUAUGUACUUUCUUUAUUUAAUGUGUUGUUGUUUCUAUAACGAAAGAAUGCGGAAAUGCCGCUAUACUUAUACCAUAUUUGGAUUUAAAAAAAAUUGAAGGUAUAGCUCAGAUUAUUCUUCAGGAUUUGAAUGGAUGUUGAUAAUUUAUUCACUAAGGCUUAGAACUUCUCCCAUCAACUUCGUAUGUUAACCAUAUGAAAUCUCAUCCCUCAUUUCUCACUUCACAGAUUGUGUUAUCCUGUUCAAACUAAAUGGUUGAUGUAUUCCACAUGAAAGCUCACAA